Messenger RNA from Cantharellus anzutake, 534 nucleotides. RefSeq lists its product as uncharacterized. The annotation marks the transcript as partial. The record is from RefSeq and is a predicted model, not a curated record. The transcript has a single exon. NCBI's taxonomy places the organism in Eukaryota, Fungi, Basidiomycota, Agaricomycetes, Cantharellales, Hydnaceae.
AUGUUCGUCUAUACAUUCCUUAAAACUCCCCCCGCUAACACACUUCCAGCGGAGCUGUCGAGGCUGAAGCCCGCCCCUGCCGAGCACAUUCAUGUGAAGAGCAAGUCAAAGUGCCUCCCAACCACACAAACCAAGACACGGAAAUUAAUUCUCGAUCAUCUGGAAGACGCCAAGAACCGAUUCGUCUGGUUACGGGGAUCUCCUGGGACGGGGAAGACUGCUAUAGCUAUGAGUGUUGCAUCCACCCUCAAAAUGCAAGGCACUCUGGCAGCCUCCUUUUUUUGGGAUAAAAACCAGACUGGAUUGGGCCUUGAUUCUACUAAACAGUUCCCAUCCACGCUUGCACAUCAACUCGCACGCUUCAAUGAGGACUUCAAGAUGUCACUUGUUAGGUGCCUUCGGCAGCCCGAUCUGGAAUUUGUUCAGGAUCUGCCUCUGGACAAGCAAAUGGAGUCUCUUGUUCUCGAGCCUAUGUAUAAUCUUACCGUGGUACUGCCAGGUCGCCCUGUCAUUGUCCUCGAUGGCUUGGACGAG